AUGGCUACCAACAACACACCUCCGCUCUCACUCAAAGCCCCUCCCCCGCAAACAGAUUUCAUGGUCGGCUGGAUAUGUGUACUCAAAAAGGAGUACCAUGCGGCUGUGCAAAUUUUGGACGAACGAUAUGAUACCACCGGCCUGGUUCGCAGCCUGGGGGACAAAAACCACUAUAUUCUUGGGCGAGUCGGAACACACAACGUGAUGAUCAAUCUCCCGCUAGCAGAAAAGUACGGUCAGAACCAUGCAUCCCGAAUUGCCCUUGAUAUGAGACGCACGUUUCCGAAAAUGCGCUUCGUGCUGCUCGUUGGGAUCGCCGGCGGAGUACCCUCCCCAGAGCACGACAUCCGCCUUGGGGAUGUGGUUCUCGGGACGAGGGCUGUUCCCUAUGGAUUUGGGAAACAAACCGACCACGGCUUUGAACGGACCGGCCUGGUACAGGUACCACCCAGAGAGUUACUGGAGGCGACCACGUUCUUGGAAGAGCGGAUUCGAUUAGAGGAUGUGCGUUUGUCUGAGGCUAUUGAGAGCGUCCGUACGAAGUCCGCUGGAGGCGGUGAUGCGUUUCUCCGUCCUGCGAAAGAUCGACUUUAUAAAGGCGAGCUCAUCCACAAAGAGCCGGGGUGCGACUGCCUUCUGUCGGAAUCACGGCAAGGAGCCAAUAUGUACUUACGGGACGACCGUAAAGGGGAUCUAAUCCAGGUGUUUCGAGGAGGCAUUGGGUCCGACAACCGUGUUAUAAAGAAUGCCCAAGUCCGCGAUGAUAUUGCCACAAGAGAGAACAUUCUGUGCUAUGAGAUGGAAGCGACUGGGGUGAUGUUUGUUGUUCCUUGUCUUCCUAUCCGAGGUAUCGCCGAUUAUGCAGACGGGCACAAGAACGAUCAUUGGCACUUAUACGCUGCUUUGGCGGCGGCAACAUGCGCCAGGGAGCUAUUAUUAUCACUUUCGCCACAAUUCGUCGCUCAAUUUCCCUUGGCCGUCGCCAGAAAUGUCCUGGGCCAAUAUAACACCGAUGCAGUCAAUCGAAAUGCUUCUUCGAGCAGUGAGGUAGUAAAUUUGAGACAUACCAAUUGUGAUUUAGCCAACCACCAUGCUGCCCUUAAUGCGGAUAAGACACCAUCCUCUGAUUUUCAAGACGCGGGAGAUGAGGUGCAGAGACCGCAGGUUCUCGGUCAAAUUACAGAGCAACACAAUACCUUGCCCUUGAGUCGGGAUUUGGAAGUCCGAGAAUAUAUUUACUAUAUCCAGGGGAAGGUCAAUCAAGGGUUUGACUAG
Molecule: messenger RNA, 1275 nt
Organism: Aspergillus campestris IBT 28561
Lineage: Eukaryota; Fungi; Ascomycota; Eurotiomycetes; Eurotiales; Aspergillaceae
Product: purine and uridine phosphorylase
Exons: 3
Coding region: 1-1275 (424 amino acids)
Biological process (GO): nucleoside metabolic process
Molecular function (GO): catalytic activity
Source: RefSeq, a predicted model, not a curated record